CUAUAGCUGGUUUUUAUUGCUGUGCUACUGGGUUCCUCUGGUCUGGACCCAUCGCUCUCAGUUGCGGUGGCUGCGAGGAGGACUCCGAGAGCCUGGAGCGCGGCCUGCAGAUGGACACGGUGGUCUUUGUGGAUGUGGCUGUGAACUUCACCCGGGAAGAGAAGGCUUUGCUGGAUGGUGCUCAGAGGGAGCUCUACAGAGAAGUGAUGCAGGAGACGUGCCGGAACCUGGCCUCCGUGGAUUAUUGCAGUCAAGUUAGAACCAAUGAGUCACGUUCUCAGCAGAAUAUUUUGAACAAUAAUAUACUCAGUGAAGAGAAAACAUUGAGAUUUACAAGAAUUAGUUCUCAGUCACUUAUUGGAGAAAACCAGUUGAUCAAUAACAAUGGAGAUCGGCACCUAACCCAGGAGACCCCUUUUAGAAGUCCUUUGCCUGGGAGUCUCUGUGAAACUAAUGAAGGUGACCAAUGUGGACACACCCUGAAUGAGGUUACAUCACUUCCUGUGGGUGAGAGAUGCCCAGGUGGAGUUAAACCCUGUGAAUGCACUAAGUGUGGAAAAGUCCUCCUGGAAUGUUCUUUUCUUCAGAAUCAGGAAAGGUGUCAAACUGGAUGCACACCUCACCUGUGUGAGGAACGUGGGCAAGUUGGCAGGUGUGUCUCGUGCCUAAGCUCUCAUGUGGAAACAGACUUUAUGGAGAAACCCUGUACAAGUCAUGAUAGUGAGACAGCAUCUAAGAAAUCCAUAAUCAACCUGAGUGAUAAAACAGUUUUUUUCCAGUGUGGCAAAUGUGUAAAAGCUUUCAGUUGUUCCUCCUCCCUUCAAGCACAUAUGAGGAUACACACUGGAGACAAACGCUAUGAAUGUGACCACUGUGGAAAAGCCUUUAGGUUUCCUUCAGUCCUGCGCGCACAUGUUAGAAUCCAUACAGGAGAGAAACCGUAUGUGUGUAAAGAGUGUGGGAAAGGAUUCAGGAUUUCCACAAUCCUGCAAGAACAUGUGAGAACACAUACUGGGGAGAAACCUUAUAAAUGUAAGGGGUGUGGAGAAGCCUUCACUAGUGUCUACUAUCUUAAGGUGCAUGUGAGAACGCACACUGGGGAGAAACCCUACGAAUGUAAGGAGUGUGGGAAAGCCUUCAGCCUUUCAUGUUCCUUUCAAAGCCAUGUGAGCACGCACUGUGGGGUGAAUCCCCAUGAAUGUAAGGAAUGUGGAAAGGCAUUCAGUAUGCAAUCCAGCCUUUGUAAGCAUGUGAGAACUCACAAUAGGAAGGACCCCUAUAUAUGUGAGUACUGUGGGAAAGCCUUCAGACACCAAUCUGCCCUUAAGUCACAUUCAAGAACACACACUGGGGAGAAACCAUAUGACUGUGACAAGUGUGGGAAAGCUUUCAGUAAGCGAUCCACCCUUAUAGCACAUUCGAGAAUACAUACUGGGGACAAACCCUUUGAAUGUGAGCAGUGUGGGAAAGCCUUCACUCAGCGAUGCAGCCUUGUAUCACAUUCAAGAACACACACAGGGGAGAAACCCUUUGGAUGUAAACAGUGUGGGAAAGCCUUUAGUCAGCAAUUAAGCCUGAAAAUACAUUCUAGAACACACAUGGGGGAGAAACCCUAUGAAUGUCAGCAAUGUGGGAAAGCCUUCAGUUUUAUGUCCUCCCAUAAAGUACACAUGAGAAUGCACACUAAAGUACAUGUGAGCAAGCACACUGGAAAGAAGCCCUAAAAAUGUCAGCAAUGUCAGAAAGCCUUCAGUGGGCCUUCAUCCCGAUAUAGAUAUGUGGGAAUGUACAGUAGGGCGAAACUAUGAAUGUCAGCAAUGUGGCCAAGCUUUCAGUUUUCACUACUCCCUUAAAGAACAUGUGAGGAACACACAGUGGGGAGAAAAUGUUGGCAGUGUGAGAUAGCUUUAAGUUGUCAGUCUUCCCUUUAUGUACAUGUGAGAAUGCACAAUGAGGAGAAACCUUAUCAAUGUAGGAAAUGUGGGAUAUCCUUCAGUCAUUGUUUCUCCCGUCAAAAACAUGCAAGAACACACCAUGGAGAGAGACCUGUGAUUGUCAGCAAGGAGGAAAAGCUUUCAAUAUUCCACAACUUGCACACUCAUGAAAGGACACAUACCGGGGCAUAUGUCUGAACACAAGAACUGUGGGAAACCUUUCAGUCUCCCUUAAAACCAUGUCAAUCUGAACAGACAACAGAGAGAUACCCAUGAAUAUAAAGAAUGUGGUAAAUUUUCCAGAUGUAGCAUUUCACAUAGGUGGUACCUGAAAACAGCGGGACAGACAUCUACAUGUUACAAAUAAUGGUUUCAGUUUUGUAAUGCCUCAUUUUUGUGCAAUGUGUCAGUAGUGAUGUCAGAUACUAAUUUCUAGUUCGUUUUGAUAGGCACACUUUAGAUAACAAAUAUUCCUCUAUGUUCCCUUCAUCUCUAGUACACAUAUUUUAUUAUCUCAGAUUUUAAGUAAUUGUACAAUUAUAUAAAACUUGUCAUUUGUAUUGUGUCUUUUCAACCCAUUGGUAAUACUUUUUUUGUUGUUUUUUUGUUUUGUUUUGUUUUUAAUAUUAGGUUUGAUAUAAUUUUACACGAAAACUUUUAUGACUGUUAUUAUGACCUUCCUAAAUGAUCAUACUAGAGACCUAAAUUGUUGAAAUUUUACUUUUGGUGCACUGCUGUACAUACUGGAAUUUUCUGACUAGAUAUCUACCUCUCUCUUCUGUGUUUCUUAUUGAAAGAUGUCAAUUCCAUGUUUGUUUGUUUCCAGUGGAUAUCACAUCUGUGUUUGUCACUGGCUGGGAAUUGUAUGUGAUACAUCGAGUUACAAUUAGGGAUUUUGUGGCAUGCGAUGAAAUCUUGUAUCCAAAUUGUUUCACUGAAUUGUGCUGUCUGCAUGGGUGAAGUUGGAAGUUUUAUCCCAGAGUCUUUGUGAUUAUCCUUGUGAGGCAUGAGAAGAGGAAGAUGCAUGAGGUUGGAAGCUGAAGCGAAGAAGCUGUGAUUCUCAGUUGUUAACCAUCAGGAGACAGAGAUGCAUGGGAACCCAGUGGGCCUGAGUUACGGCAUUCUUCUGACUCUGCCAGACUGGAACAUUUGAAACCAAAUACACUUUUGAUGUUAGUUCCCCUGGGGCAGCAGAUUCCUCAGACUUUUCCACAAGCUCACCCAUUGUGGAUUCUCUUUCAGGUUCGCUCAGAUCCUUCCAUUUUCUGGUAGCAUGUUAGUAUCCAUCAGGCCAGUUCUUCAUGGUGUCACACUUACAGAUCUCUGUCAUCCUGUCACCCCUGCCCCCCACCCCAUCUCCAGUGUUUCUCCUCAUUACGUGCUUUCUGUAGGAAACAUCUUGUUCCUUUAUCGGUAGAUCUUUUUGCAGCCUGUACCCAGACACAUUUAAUGCUGCAGCAAAGUGCAGGAAACUUCCUAUCCAGGUUGCACUGUGGAGAGGCUGGACUGACUGUAUCACUUGGUUGUGGAUACUUCCAUGAUUGAAAUAAACUUUUGUAAAAAGCCAAGAACCAUAUGAUUUCACUGCUAUGUGGUAUAUAAAACUGAAAACAACAAAAGAACAAGACAAA
Molecule: messenger RNA, 3565 nt
Organism: Rhinolophus ferrumequinum (greater horseshoe bat)
Lineage: Eukaryota; Metazoa; Chordata; Mammalia; Chiroptera; Rhinolophidae
Product: zinc finger protein OZF-like
Exons: 4
Coding region: 111-1724 (537 amino acids)
Biological process (GO): regulation of transcription by RNA polymerase II
Molecular function (GO): DNA-binding transcription factor activity; RNA polymerase II cis-regulatory region sequence-specific DNA binding
Source: RefSeq, a predicted model, not a curated record